This is a messenger RNA of Planococcus citri (citrus mealybug), 1289 nucleotides long. RefSeq names its product putative odorant-binding protein A5. The record is from RefSeq and is a predicted model, not a curated record. Bases 487 to 1224 code for a protein of 245 amino acids. Lineage: Eukaryota; Metazoa; Arthropoda; Insecta; Hemiptera; Pseudococcidae. The transcript is spliced from 7 exons.
UACUCACAUUACGAUCAUAAUAAGUUUUUUGAAUAAAAAUGUUUCCCAUUCAUUUUUAAUUUUAAUUUUCAAGUUUAUUACGAAAAAUGGUUAGGUAAGCAAAGCUGACAAUCUAUAUGUACUUAGACAGACACAGAGCUGUUUUUCUUUCUAAAAAUCAAAUAUUCAAUUACAAAAAAAUGAUUUAGAACUUAUAUUCAAUCAAAUGAAAAUUAAAUUAUACAGAUAACAAACAUGUAAUACUUGAUUUAAUUAGAAAAUCUCUGCAUAAUUAUUACUUUCUUCCUUCUUAAAAAACAAACCAUUUCUGUAAAACGUAUUCUUAAAAUUCAAUUUAAUUUUUCCCAAAAAUUUUUAAUGGAUUGUUUUUUCUUCAAAAUUUUAAUUAAGUACGUAAAAAUUCACCGGCAUGUGAAUUUGAUGAAUGAAGUAUAGGUAAAAUUUUAAUUAUUUCGAGUUCUUGGAAAAUCAUACACGGAAAUAAAAAUGACGAAAAAUUGUAUUUCCAAACAAAUGCAUUUUGCUGUGAUAUUUAUGAUUUUAUUUUCAUUUUCGUUUCCAUUUACGAUACAACAAACUACAUUCGAUAUUUUUCAAGAUAUAUACCAAGGAUUGUCAAUUAGAAGAAUAUGUCCUCAUUUCAUAGAUGAAUGUCCAGAAAAACGAGUCGAAGUAACGUUCAAUCGUACUACAGGUUCCAACGUAGGAAAUGUAUUUCUUUGGAAUUUAACAAUAGAAAACCCAAGAUUAUCAUGGGAUUAUUCUAAUGAAUCGUUGUACACUAUGACAAUGUCGUUUGUGGAGGAAAGAACCGAAAAUUUUACUUUCGUAUCCUAUACUCAUUGGCUUGUGACAAAUAUUCCAAGAAACGAGGUUGAAAAUGGAGAUACGAUUUUUGAAUUCAUUCAACCAACGCUUGAAAAAAUAGAAACUUAUUACAUGCACGUGGUUUUAAUUUUCAAACAAAAAGACAGAAUAGACGUUCAAAUUGAUCAAAAUUUGAAUGAAACUGAUACUGAAGAUAUUAGAUGGUCGAUUGAAAUGAAAAAUUUUACUCGAACAUACGAAUUGGGGAAUCCAGAAUUUGGCAGCUGGUUUUAUACUUAUCGACCUGAAGAUUACGACGAGUAUUUAAUGUUCGCUCAUCCCGAUAUUUUACACUAUUUUCCAACAAAACCAUCGACUGCAGGCCGACCACCAUUUGACUUUGUGAAAUUUUCCUAGUAGAUUUUUUUUUAAAAAAAGACUAUAAGUAAACUAUUAAUUAAAAAUAAAUAUUAUUCGUUUGA